Drosophila grimshawi is the source of this 1199-nucleotide messenger RNA. RefSeq lists its product as uncharacterized. Lineage: Eukaryota; Metazoa; Arthropoda; Insecta; Diptera; Drosophilidae. The coding region runs from base 376 to 930 and encodes 184 amino acids. The transcript is spliced from 3 exons. The record is from RefSeq and is a predicted model, not a curated record.
AACACAUUUGCUCGUUGUUGUUGGGCUGCAACUGGCUGUCUAAAAUGGGUUCCACAGCACGUGCUCGCCUUAUUAUUUAUCUUUCUGACUCUCUGUCUCUUUGCUGGCGCUCUCUCCCAAGUGCGCUCUCCCGUUCUCCCUCUCGCGCUGCUGACCAAAACACACAAUACGGUCGCCAGUAUACGCUGAACCCUCGUUCUGGGCGAGCGGUCUCGGGUUUGGGUUCGCGCUUGUUUAUGCCGUUGUAAGAGCGAACCGAUAUUAAACGCCACACACACGCUCGCACACCACACACACUGACACACGCACGCACAAAUAUACACACACACACACACACACACACACACACACAUAAAUAUACAAACUCACACCAAGAUGUGCAAAUUUUUGGACUUGGGCCUUGGCAUUUCCAUAAUCAAUGUUUUCUACUCGCUAACAUAUUUUUUAAUGUGGUGCGUGGCGCAGCAGCAUACCAUUGACAAUGACAUCGAGCCAUUUGUUUGGCUGAGUGUUUACACUUUCAACAUAUUCCUCAAUGUAUAUCUCUUUCUGGGCCUGCGGAAGAGAGAUCGCCUGGCAGUCAUAAUAUGGUUCUCUUUCACGCUGCUCUGGUUCGUGCCUAAACUGUAUGAUCACAAGAGGGGUUGUCGACUGGACGAGCGGGGCUCAACGUACCAAGUGUUCAAUCUAAUUGUGGAAGGCUAUGUGACUAUCUCGUUGCUUGUCCUCAUUGUGGCUUACAUAUAUUUUCCCAAGUGGGGGCAUAAGACAAAUCCAGAUCCACACGAAAUUCAAAUGUUAGAGUUGACCAUGGCAACCCUUGCCACCGAGCAGGAAAAACAAAAAUGCAUGCCAAAAAUCUGCAGCAAUUUGGAUCCACAGGUCAGCAGCUUUGAGUUCCAUCGGGCUGCUGACGUCAGCGACGAUUAGCAUGUGGUACAAAUGUACCAAGCGAAACUGCAGCAUUCCCGCACAAUAUUCGACGCAAUAUUUUAUUUCUGAAAAUGGUGUCGUAAAUUCCACAAGCGUUCCAAAACAGCAAACACAUAUAUUUACUAACUAUGGAUUAUGGACUAUACAUAAGCAAACAUAUAUUGUUAAAUUGUUAAUUUUUUUAGGGUACAUAUUCAAAUGGUAGACAAUAAAUUAAGUGCGACAUGCUGUCGCAAUUUAUCAUGCACAAUUUAAAUAUUUAAUUU